This is a messenger RNA of Paramecium primaurelia, 347 nucleotides long. The record is from the annotation of a GenBank genome assembly. NCBI's taxonomy places the organism in Eukaryota, Ciliophora, Oligohymenophorea, Peniculida, Parameciidae.
CUUAUUAGUUAGCUUCCGAUAUAUUUCAAGAUAUUUAUUAAUAAAAAUUUUAUUAGGCCUUUUUUAAAAUGAAGGCAGGAUACUUGAAGGAAAAUUUCAGAGAAACCUUUUGGAAGAAGACUUACUUUUAAACAUUUUAAAGGAAGCAGCAAUGUUUAGACCGCUCAUUUGGUACUAUAAGAACUUGUAAAGGUGAUCUAAUGAUAUAAUAAGAGAUUUGUUUGCAAUAUUAAAUUUAAUUAAUGCGGAUGCAAUAUAUACAGGAUAUCAUGGCUUUAUAAAUGGAUUAGAUUAAUAAUAUUUAAUAAAAGAUAAUAAGAAUUAUGUUCAAUAUGGAUUUAACUUGA